AAAAGGAUCCCUGAGCCAACACUUUACAACAUAAUUAUCUGUGCAGAACUCUAUGCUGUUAAUUAAAUGCUAUUCCUCUUACCUUAAUUCGGCGUUUCCUGCAGCCAUGGUAUAGUAUUGGGGGAUAUUCGGUGGAGGCAUGUUCAUUGGAGCAUUGGUUGCGGAAGAGCCGAUGGACGUUUGCGAAUGCGCCUGCGGAAUCUGGUGACUUUGGGGAUGGUUCUCGAUUGAUUGAAUUGGAGCUGAUGUACGGGAUCCAUAUGCUGCUGUUGUUGUGGUGGCUGCGGUGGUGGAGGUUGUACGUGGGCCGGCUGGGUUGAGGGCGAGUAGUUGACGGGCGGACUCGAUGUAGGUGCGACAUUUUGGCUGGUGACAGAAGACACCGAUACUGCGGCAGCUGGGUUAUGAUGAUUUGGCGAUGGUUCUGCUUCUUUUUGGGGAGCCGUGUCCGUUGUUGAGGGCCCUGUGGGCGGUGGCACAGUCUCUGGCAUUCUGCUCCGAACCCGCAAGCACACAACACUCUCUUGCCGUAGAGGAGCCCAGUUGUAUGUCUAGUCACGACAGGUGCGAUCGCAACAGCCUAUAGUGCGGCAAUAGCACCACGCAUUGAUCUCAACGGGAGGAUAGGACUCGAAUGGAGGGUGGAAGGUGAGAGAGGGAAAACGAUGGCGGACUCAUCGAAAUCCGAUGAAUAUGUAGCGCAUGGGAUCCUAGACUCGAAACACUGUAGCUCGAUGUAUUAGUUAGAGCAUUGCAACGCGACAUGAAUCUAUGAGUAAUGAGUAAUUGUAUCUGACGGAUAACGCCUGGGAUGCUCAGCGAUGAAUGCUGCGGGAAGCACUUUUUUUUGAAUGCUGGCCGUAAAGUAUUCGAUCGCAAUCAGGCUCGCCACAAGAAGAAAUCACACACAAAACCAACGAGACAUCAAGCAGACGAGAAAAGGCAUCAUCUAGGGCUCGAAUUGGGGCAGCCAUCACAAAAAAGAACAACAACGAGAAAACCACCAAUAAUGACCCAACAGUCCCUACGGAGGAAUAGCAGAGAAAACGGGACAAUGAAGCGGAGGGAAACGAAACACGCCGAUUUGAUUGGGGCAGAGGAGAGAGGCACGGGCAGCUCAAGCGAGAAGCCAAGUCACCGCAGCCUCUCGCCUGUUAUGGACCAACGUACCUGGGGUAAAAUAGGGCCUAGAUAAGCGAAGAAGAAGUAAAGGUGAGCCAGCCGAGAGCUUCUUUUGACCACAGACGUUCUUCUGCUCUGUGUCCACAGCGGGAUCUUCUUCCAGUGCGACGAACGGUGGUGGCUGCGAGUCUGGCGGGCGAUGGAUAGUUACAGCAACUAAGUUAUUUAGCUGGCCGCGAGCGCAAAAAAAUCAAGUGGCAAUUGCCAAGGCAGAGCGACGAUUUCAACGGGUGAUGGGAGAUGGGAUAUACACAGUAAGGAGGUGGUCAACAACUGCUGAUUUAUCUAUUGGAAUGGAUGCCUGGUUUUUGAAUAGACGUGUUCUCCGUCGCGGUUUGGUUUGGUGGAAAUUUUUUAUAUCACCGUGCUGUGGUCGUAAAAAUACCUUUACGCGCCAGUUAUAUCAGAAACAGAUUUUCUCUAUACACAAGGACAACCAUCUGGCUACAUCUUUAAACAGCAG
Molecule: messenger RNA, 1645 nt
Organism: Blastomyces gilchristii SLH14081
Lineage: Eukaryota; Fungi; Ascomycota; Eurotiomycetes; Onygenales; Ajellomycetaceae
Exons: 4
Coding region: 812-1195 (127 amino acids)
Source: RefSeq, a predicted model, not a curated record